AAAGGGUUUCUCCAGUAUUCUGCCUUGCCUGAGGCCCAAGUUCUCUAAAUCUGGCUAGUGCCCUUUCUAUCCCAGUACUGCCUCCCAGAACCUCUCUCCCUCCCUGAUUCUUUCAGAGUCUACAGGGAACAGGAAGAAUGUAUUUACUGACAAAAUGCGGGAAGAAACUGGUUUUUGGAAACCUGGUUCUGAUCAAUUUGGCUCAUAACAAAGCAGAGAGAUAUUAAGGCCGGAUCACAGCCCAGACUGGAUGGCACAGCCACCCGUUUCUCCACUUUCCCCCCAACUCUCCUCAUCCAUUUCUGUCCUCACUUCCAUCCCAGGCAGUAAAGUCCCUUUUCAUUUUAUUUCUAUCGGCUAUUCCAUCUACCCUUGCCCCCAGCCCCGCUAUAUCAGGCUCUAUGUCUCGUUUCCUCUGAACCCCGAGACUUGCAGGCCUUGCCUCUACUCCGCCUGCCUCUGUGACAGUCCCCACUUACAGCUUCCAAGGAACCCCAGGGUUCCGCCCGCCCAGCUUCUCCCAGCGUCUCCGCCCCCUGCCCCGCCCCCGGGCCGGCUCGCAGAGAAGGGGGAGCCUCUGUCGCCGCCGCCGCCUCAGCUUCCCACAGUCGCUGCCGCUGCCUCCGCCGCUCUGCCUGGUCCAACCUCCAGGCCCAGUGCUCUGACUUUGCCGAACCGAGGCGCUCUGCAGAGACAUCCUCACUCCUUCCUAGGGGUCCGGGACGCUUAGGCCGACGUUGGGGGGAAACCUCCGCUUGCGGGUGACAGGGAGGGAGGAGCCUGGAGCCGGAGCUCGCGGCACCGGUCGCCCGGAUCAACAGGACAGGACAGGUUGAGGGGCGUCGGGGAAAGGAAGGGGUGUUUAGCAGUCCCAGGGAGGACGAGAAAGCCCUGGCGCAGGGAGCUCUGAUGCGCUAUGACUUAUUAAGGGCCUGUUCACGUUUGAGGAGUGUUGACAACGUGGGUGCACUCCUCUCUGGGGGGGCCUUGUUAGAUUGGAGGGUGUGGGAUCUAAGCAGUGCCAGUUGUUCCUCGGGAAAUUUAAGGGGCAUCUAGAAAACAAACAGAAACGACUGAUGCUCCUUUUUGGGGGGCGACAGAGGGUCCUCCAGACAACCACCUGGUGUAUGCACUAGAAAGGGUUGAUUUGGAGGUGACUUCAAAAGGAGUGGAGGGUAGCAAGGUGAGGAAAUGGUCUCAGCAGCUGAAACUCUGUGGUACUAGAAAUGGGGGUGACAGUGAAAAAAAGCAUUUUCCAGCCAGAGGGUCUGGGAACCCCUUCUCACUGAACCUAGACAGCCUGGAUAUUGAGUCAUAUUUGCUGGGGGGCGGGGGGAUUUGAAGAAAGUGGGAGAUCCACUCCAUUUAGAGUAUAGCAAAGGAAAAACCAGAGCUGGGCUCCUCUUGACAUUGACAGCAGCCUAGCGUGAGCUAAUGCCCACAAAGCUUAGGACUUACACCCUUUAUGAGAGUAGGCUGGGCAAGAGCGGCCCCUAAAUAGGGUAGAAAGAAGCCUUAGGGUGUUGGGAACACAUCUUAGAAAUAGGAGGGUCUUGACUUCGGGAUAGAGGAGGCACCCUCUAUCUGGUACAGAGGCCAGAAAGGAGGGAAGGGGAAAGCUUUCAUUAGGGGACAAAAUUCAUGGGUGAGGUCAGCUGAGGAGUGCAUAGGCUGCUGGAGCCGCUGGAGCUAGUCAGGGCCCAAGGGUGGGAGCUGGUGGUGUGGGGGGGGGCAUACGGGGGUCUGGGAUUUAUCUUCAGAUCCUGUGGGUGGGGCGGUGGGUUGGGUCCUGAGCAUGCCCUGGUGAGAGGGCUCCUCUUGGGGAGCCCAGGGAGCUCCGGGAGCCUGCUGGUUUGGGGGUGUCUCCUCCCGGGGAGCGAUGGCGGCGUUGGCCAGUAGCCUGAUCCGACAGAAGCGGGAGGUCCGCGAGCCCGGGGGCAGCCGGCCCGUGUCCGCGCAGCGGCGCGUGUGUCCCCGCGGUACCAAGUCACUUUGCCAGAAGCAGCUCCUCAUCCUGCUGUCCAAGGUGCGACUGUGCGGGGGGCGGCCCACGCGACAGGACCGCGGCCCAGAGCCUCAGCUCAAAGGCAUCGUCACCAAACUGUUCUGCCGCCAGGGUUUCUACCUCCAGGCGAAUCCGGAUGGGAGCAUCCAGGGCACCCCAGAGGACACCAGCUCCUUCACCCACUUCAAUCUGAUUCCCGUGGGGCUUCGUGUGGUCACCAUCCAGAGUGCCAAGCUGGGUCACUACAUGGCCAUGAAUGCUGAGGGGCUAUUGUACAGCUCGCCGCAUUUCACAGCAGAGUGUCGCUUUAAGGAGUGCGUCUUUGAGAAUUACUAUGUCCUGUAUGCCUCUGCUCUCUACCGCCAGCGUCGUUCUGGCCGGGCCUGGUACCUAGGCCUGGACAAAGAAGGCCGGGUCAUGAAGGGAAACCGAGUCAAGAAGACCAAGGCAGCUGCCCACUUUGUGCCCAAGCUCCUGGAGGGUGGGUAUGGGCUCAAGAAAAGUGGCCAUGUACCGGGAGCCUUCUCUCCACAGUGUCCCUGAGACUUCCCCUUCCAGUCCCCCUGCCCAUUGAGAUGUAGCCCCUGGACUGGAGGCUCUCUGCACUUCCAGUGAGCCAGCCACCGCCACACCCCGUCUUCCAGCCCUGCUCCAGGCCUUGCUGCUCUUGCCCCUGUUGCCACACACAUGCCCUGAGCAGCCAGGUCUCACCAGGUGCUGUACCCUGUGGGAGCCUAGGAGCUCUCUGGGACCUCCAGAAUUGCUGAGCUCUUAGAUCCUGGGGCCCAGGAGAGGCUCCAAGAUGGAGGCGCUGGAAAUGAUCCUGGCUGGUCACCUCUCUUUUUUUCCCACACUAACUCCUGCCCCUUAAGAGAACCCCAUUUUUUCCUAAAAGGCACCGGGGUUCCAACACUGACAAGGCGAGGGAAUUCUCUUCACCCUGGCUGAGCCAGUCUCUGAAGCCAUGUCCUUCUUUUCAUUGCUGCAAAGCCAUAGCUUUCUAGGUCGGUCCACGGGCACCCAGGCUUCAUCUCCUCUCUCCUCUACCCUCUGUGUUGGUCUGGACAGGUUCUGAUACAGCUGGUCACUCCAGCCAGGCAGGGCCAUUCCAAUGCUCUGCGUUAGAAGCCAGGAUCCUUGACACUUCUAUCCUUGACCUAGAUGGACACCUCCCACCCCUAGGUUUUUGUUUUUUUGUUUUGUUUUUGUUUUUUUUUUUUUUUUUUUUAAAGAGGCUGAAUUUGAGCCUCCUAAUGUAGCUAUUGGCCUUAGUCUGAAUUGGAAGGAGUCUCAGGUCACCACAGGUUAAACCUUCUUAUCCCAGAGACACCCAAUUCCAGAGCAUGGUACUCUAGACCUUUGUGGAGCCAUACUUCCUCCUGAAUCUCAGCUCUAGGGCAUAGACCAUGACUCUCAACCCUUUUUCCCAGGAUAGAACUAGGGUCUGUAUAGCCAUAUUACUGUACUAGAAUAUGUUUUAAACCACCCUUCCACUUUCUCCAGUGAGGAUUUAAGCAUGAGCUAUGGCUAGAACUCAGCUAUGAUUAAUUAAGAACUAAUUUGUUCUGAGCUGUGCUUGGUGGCACGUGCCUGUAAUUCAGCACCUGGGAGGCUGAAUCAGAAUGGUUUUGAGUUAGAGGCUAUCCUGGGCUAAUAACAAAACCCUGUUUCAAAAGCCAACACACACACACACACACACACACACACACACACACACACACAGAGAGAGAGAGAGAGAGAGAGAGAGAGAGAGAGAGAGAGAGAGAUUACUAAUUAACACUGAAUGGAUCAAGAACCAUUUCUUGCUUUUCCUAGAUAAUUUUCUAAAAAUCGUCACUCCAGAAUACUAACCUUACUUUUUACAUGGUUUCUAGUUUCAGCAUUCCAAUUGGGGUUCUGCCAGGGAAACAAGAGUCUGGGGAAAGAUACAGGAAUUGUGGAACAAUAUACCUGACUCCUAUAGGGAAGCUGAGAGGGAGAAAAUGCCAUGGUAUGGUUGAACCUGUGUUCACUUAGCUACCUCAGCAGGAGUUCCUUCCAGAUCCCUUUUAAAGCUGAGGUCUUUCUUUCUGAUAUGGUGUGGUGCAUCUAUGAGGUAAAGGGAGGGGUGGGGGAAUAAAGGCUAGCCUGGGCUACAUAGUGAGUUCGGGGUCAGCCUAGGCUAUGUUAGACCCUGUCUCAAACAACAAAAAGCUGAGGUCUAUAAUGAUAAGAACUCUAGAAUUAAAAAGGACAACUAGGGACACAUCCUUGACUCCCCCUCACAGCAAAGAGACUCCCAACUCAG
Molecule: messenger RNA, 4292 nt
Organism: Rattus rattus (black rat)
Lineage: Eukaryota; Metazoa; Chordata; Mammalia; Rodentia; Muridae
Gene: Fgf11
Product: fibroblast growth factor 11
Exons: 5
Coding region: 1880-2548 (222 amino acids)
Biological process (GO): fibroblast growth factor receptor signaling pathway; positive regulation of cell population proliferation; animal organ morphogenesis
Cellular component (GO): cytoplasm
Molecular function (GO): fibroblast growth factor receptor binding; growth factor activity
Source: RefSeq, a predicted model, not a curated record